Monomorium pharaonis (pharaoh ant) is the source of this 1735-nucleotide messenger RNA. RefSeq names its product negative elongation factor E (gene Nelf-E). Gene Ontology annotation, biological process: negative regulation of transcription elongation by RNA polymerase II. The coding region runs from base 52 to 876 and encodes 274 amino acids. Gene Ontology annotation, molecular function: RNA binding. The transcript has 3 exons. Gene Ontology annotation, cellular component: NELF complex. Lineage: Eukaryota; Metazoa; Arthropoda; Insecta; Hymenoptera; Formicidae. The record is from RefSeq and is a predicted model, not a curated record.
AAUUUCUGUGUCAAAGCGGACUUACAGUAUUUUCUUCGUCGUUGAUAUUACAUGCAAAAUAUGGUAUACUUGCACUUCCCGUCAAACCUAACCGAGGAGGAGUUGAUGCUGCAAACCAAGUUUAGCAAACUCAAAAGAAAGAAAAAAGCGUUGCAAGACCUAAAGGCUCCUAAGCAAGAAGUGGAACGUAUACCUCAGGCACCAAAACGACCUACAGAAGCGAGAGACGCUCGCGAAGUAGCCAAGAAAUUGAUUAAAUCUGGCGUAAUCACAGCCCCGAAGACCCCUAAGCGACCAGAGCAAACUUUCAAGAGAUCUCGUGGAUUAGAGAGGAAGUUGAACAGCACAGAAAAGACGAUUAGCUCUUAUCAACCAUUCUCGGCAACACAGGAGGAGGAGGAAACGGAGGUGGCGAGGCCAAGAGUGAAGGAUUUGUAUAACAGCUUUGUCAGCGCUCAAGACACUGGGGAGAGAAACGUGGGCGAUGCUCAGUCUCCCGCUAAACAGGAAGUUAAGCCACGUGCGGGAAAUACGAUAUUUGUGUGUGGCUAUAAGAUAACGGAGGAUUAUCUGAAGAAGCACUUCCAAAGUUUUGGAAAUAUCGUCAACAUUUCCAUGGAAGUAGAGAAAAAUCAUGGCUUCAUCACCUUUGAAAAAGCUGAAGCAGCUGAAAGAGCUAUAAGCGAAAUGGAUGGUAGUAUGGUCUCGUCUAUCCAAUUGAAGGUAUCAUUAGCAAGAAGGCAGCCGAUAAUAGAGCCGGUCAGUGACACUAUGUCCAGCUCUAUGUGGUCACCAAUAGCGGCAAAUUAUUCACAGAAAAGUGCACAUAAAGACAGGCGGGAGCUUAAAGUAUAUGAGGAGGAUCUUUUCCAGUAAAUUCACAGGUAUUUUCACAACUUUCGAAAUGCUGAUAUUGUAUAUAUACAAUAAAUAUAAUACCGAUAUAUAUGACAUUAUGAUAUUUUGUUACAUCUAUGUGGUAUGUAGGAACGUUUGUAUGUUAAUUUAUUUUUAAUAUUGUCUUCCUCCACAUAUCAUCUGUCAUAUUUGUCAACAAAUUCGAAUACCAAACGUCCGUAUUCUCUGUAUAAUAACUGAUUUAUUAUUAUAACAAAAUUCAUAAUAGAAAUAUUCAUCUCUAUACAUGUAUAAGAAAAAAUGUUAUACAAUCAAACCUUGUUAAUUAAUUAAGUUAUAAUUCCUUUUUUGUAUUCUCUUAUUGGUUAAUUUUGAUUAGGAGAAUCAUGGAAAGUUUUUGUUAAUGAUAUUUUAUUAAGUAGUAUUGAUCAUAUCUAUACUAGAUAUGACAAUUAUGACAAUGGCAACUAUUUCGAUCAUAAAAUAAAUUAUCUCUUUUGUUAAUAAUGGUGUAAUUAAAAAACACCAUACUUAUAUCUUUCUCUUAUCGCUUUGAAAAGUUAUAAAGCCAUAGUAGUAAAAAAAAAGAACAGAAUUGUAUAAUAUUUAUAUUAAAAAUAUUUAUUAAAACUUUGAAUUAUUCUUUAAAUGAGAGAGAAAAUGAAUUUUACUUACUUUUAAGUAGAAAAAAUUAAAAAAGAUUAUUCUUCAGCAAAUUAAAAAAGUACAAAGAUUUGAUUAAAUAAUAUUUUUUCUUAAAUGUUAUAAGAAGAGAGUUAUCUAGUGUGAUGUAUGUAUAUAUAACAAAAUUGUACUUAUAAAUAUUACAAGAAUCAUUGUAAAUAGUGUUCUUUAAGUAUUAAAGUUUAUAAUUAUA